Molecule: messenger RNA, 1623 nt
Organism: Ciona intestinalis (vase tunicate)
Lineage: Eukaryota; Metazoa; Chordata; Ascidiacea; Phlebobranchia; Cionidae
Source: RefSeq, a predicted model, not a curated record
GGAACGCCUACGUUCCUUCAGUAAAAAGAGUUCGAUACAAUGAACAGACAACUUUUGUUGGGAAAUAACAGGGGAAGUACCAGGUAACAGCAGAUUGCACCAUUUCCGUAGGCUUGAAGAAGGCGAAUAUUAAGGAACAAACAAUCCCUGAAGGUUUAAAAGGUGGUUGCAUACAAUGACAAAACCGCUUUUGGGCUAGUUAGUUUUAUUUCAAGUUUCAGAUAUGCAGAAAGACACCACAACAACCUCGUUUUUUAUUACCAUUUGCAUAGUGAUUUUUGUAAGCCAUGUUUGCACAGCCAUUCCUGUCAGCAAGCAGACCAAUGUAACACAACCUGAUAUCCAAAGUGAUGAUAAGGAACCAUCAUUCAGCUACAACUACCAUGACGACGGCCAAGUUUUCAAUCUAGACGUGCCUUCAAACAAAGAAGAUUUAGUUGAUAAAUCAUAUUUUUCAACUCCUAGCUUCUACAGAAAGGUGUCGCAAGUUGUUCAGAAUAGUACAGCUGCAGAUCUUAAAUGUGCCAUUAAACAUGGUAGGUAUUUCAUUCAAGACCUUCAAGGUGGUUUGAGUUGUGUUCAUUGCAAUGAAUACUGUGAGAAUCCCGUGGAUGGAAUGAAAAAGCUAUGCAAGAAUCACUGCAACGACUUCAUGGAGCGAAUGAUAACAAACAAGGAAAUGCAGGAAUUGCAUCAUGAAAACAAGAAAUUAAGAAGUGAACUGAAAACCAGCAAUGCAAUAGCAAUAAUGAGCAUAAUGAUGUCCAUAAUCACCUUCAUUGGUUGCGCAAUAAUCAUGUGUUACAUGAGAUAUCAUCUUCACCAAAACUACCAGCACCGUUAUCAUCGUUGCCCCGAUCCAAAAGGAAACCAGGUAACAGAUGAUACAGCCGGGGAAGACAGUAUUCAAUAUGGACCAGCAUUUCAAGCCACAGAUCACAAUGAAGCGGAGGGUAGUGGUUUAUUUGCGUGGUGCCGCCGAUUUUACAAUUGUGCUACAACUAACUAAGAUGGACUUUAAAUGACAUUUAAAAUGGGACAUUUCAAAAUUGUUGCUUAAAAAUAAAAUGGUACACACAACUUUUUUUACUAUCUCAACUGUUUUUAUUUUUCUGGAAAAACUAACUACCAUUUCAUUCCUACGUUUAGGCAACAGUAAUAUUGCAUAAAAUCUACUGUGGUUUGCAACUUCCAAAUAUUUUGUUUAAAUGUCAUUCACCGACAACCUGAACUGGGCGUUGAACCAUUGCUACACAAAUAAAGCCACAGCAAAUUUAUGAAACAAGUGUGAUAUACCACCCGGUAGGAAACAGUUUAUAGGGUAUGCUAUAUAAUUAAUAAUAUAUAUCAAUUAUGCAUAAUUGCAUAUAUAUAUAUAUAUACAUAUACAUAUAUACAACAAUAAUAUAUUUCAAUUUUCAAAUUAAAUAAUUAAACGAGAUUCGCAUUACGAGAAGGGCACUGGAAUACUUUGGAACUACAUGAAUAGUUUAAUAAAUAAACACAUAAGUUAUAGAUGGGGGGUUAUCAAUAAUUAUGCAUUUGGUGUCCAUGUGUUAUUUAAAAUAUUUUGCUGAAUUUGAACUUUCGACGUUUAGCCAUGAAUUACAUGUACAAAGUAUC